AUGGGAUUCAAGCAGGGCGACGUGGAGCAGGACUACGAGCGGCGGCCGCGCGCGAGCAAGGAGGACGGCCCGGCGGCCGGCCGCGAGCUGCUCCCGGUCCGCGAGGGUGGCAAGUGGCAGCGGCGCACAGCACCGGCUCCCAAAGGCGAGCCGCAGACCAAGAAGGGCAAGCAGCGCGCCAAGGCUCGUGCUCAGGCGUCCGCCGCUGCCGCUGCUGGCAGCGCGCCGGCCGCCGAGCUCUCGCUCUCCCAGAAGCGCGCCACGAUCGCAAAGCUGUCGGCGCAGCUGCUGCACUCGCCGCACAAGAACAUCGGGCUGCUCAAGGAGCUGCACGAGCUCGCGUCGCGGGACGUAUCGCCGGCGACGCGGCGGAUGGCGGCGCUGAGCUGCGUGGCGGUGCUGCGCGACCUCAUCCCGGCGUACCGCAUCCGGCUGCCCACCGACAAGGAGCUGGCGAUGCAGGUGUCUUCCGAGGUGGAGGCGCUGCGUGCGUACGAGAGGCAGCUGCUUCGCGGGCACGAGGCGGCGGUGGGCCUGCUGCGCGGCUGGCUGCGGAGCGGCGAGCAGCAGCAGCGGCUCGCCGCGGUGCGCGGGCUCGCCGCCCUGCUCGAGAAGGGGCGCGACUUCAAUGGCGUUGACCAGCUGAUCGGCGGGCUGGUGCCGUCCUGCAACUCUGCCGACGACGAGGAGCGGGCGGUGGCGUGCGGAGCGCUCACCGAGCUGUUUGGCGCGGACGUGGCGGGCGAGGCGACGCUGCUCGCGGUGCGCUCGAUGGCCGCCCUCCUCAAGACGAGCUCGUUCAGCGUCCACCCUUCGAUGCUCGAGUGCUGGCUCUCGCUCCGCUUGGACGCGUCGGCGGCGGCAGCCGCUGCGUCGGCCGAGAAGGAGCGCUUCGGCGCGCGCAAGGGGAAGAAGCGGCGGAGGGGCAUCGACCCUGUCGCGCGCGACGUCGGCCUCAAGUCGGCGGCAGUGCUCGAGCAGCUCUUCGUCUCGUACGCGCGCGUCGUCAAGGCGCGCCCCGGCGGGCCGCUGAUGCCGCUCGUGCUGCGCGGGAUCGCAAAGUUUGCCCACUGCGUCAACGUCGAGCUGCUGCUCGACCUCGUCUCCAAUUUGCGCACCAUCCUGCGCGACCCGGCCGCCCUCUCCACGCCGGCGGCGCUGCACUGCGCUCUGCUCGCCGACACGCGCCUCCUCGCCACCGCACUCGACUGCCUCGACCACCUCUGCCGCCAGCGCUCGGCGCUGCUCGCGCCGCGCAUCGCCUCCUUCUUUUGCCGGCGCGACGUCGACUCUCCGCGCGCCAUCAACUCGACGGCGUGGCAGCUCGCCCUGCUCCACCGGCACUACCACCCCGUCGUGGCGCAGCUCGCGAAGCGACUCGCAGCCGCAGAGCCGCUCCCGCCCGCCCUCGGCCGAUCGACGCCGCUGCGGCUGAUGGCGACCUACUCGGACGCCUCCGGCGCCUUCAACCCGCCCCCGCAGCCGCCCUCCAAGCGCCGCCGUGCCGCGGACGCCGCCAAGCGCGCCGCAAGCAGUAGCGGCGGCGGAGAGCUGCACGAGUCGAUAGAGGCUGCCGUGGCGCGAGCCGGCGGCGGAGAGGCAAGCAGCGCGCUGGACUUUGCGGUCUUGCUGCGGUGA
Molecule: messenger RNA, 1638 nt
Organism: Emiliania huxleyi CCMP1516
Lineage: Eukaryota; Haptophyta; Isochrysidales; Noelaerhabdaceae
Exons: 5
Coding region: 1-1638 (545 amino acids)
Biological process (GO): DNA replication initiation
Cellular component (GO): nucleolus
Molecular function (GO): chromatin binding
Source: RefSeq, a predicted model, not a curated record